UGUCCAGUUUGUAGUGGCUAUACACUUUUUUGGGGUAUAGUCAGCCAUAAAACCCACAGAAGAAGAGAAAUGAAAGGUUUCUUUCCGUAAAAGUUCCCCACUGCAGAUGACAGGAUACACAGUAGCGUGUUGCAUGUAGGCCUGCGCCAAAUGGACGUAGCCUCAUGUUUUUAAAAGUUUGUUACUUAUUCUUAUUUUUUCCCUCCUGCGUUGUAAAUUCACACUGGGACCUGGAACUCCACAUCCUAAAUGAUGACUCUGUACGUUUUUGUCUAUCCUCCCCCGAUUCAGAAUGUGUAAUUUUCAUAAUCUUUGGAACGCUUUGUGUAAGAGCUAUUGAAGAUUGAAAUCUGAAAUUGUUUAAAAAAUAAAAAUAAAAACUCAUGUGGAUUUUUCUCCAUCCACCCCUGAUUCAGAAUAAACUAUGUUCAUAGUAAUGGCAUGUUUGGUUUAAUAGCUAUUGACGAGAGAACUGAAUAUCCAAUAUAAAACCAUUUUACCUCUAUACUGGUUACACAGUUACGAUGAUGAUGAUUUUCAGGGUGUGUAAUUUGCAAAAUUCAAGGAUAUUGCAAUUGCAAGAAAAGCAAGUAUUCAUACUAGUUUAAAGUAUCUUCACUAGGAUUGUAAUGCUCUCAUAACAACCAAUAGAUGGAGCCAUUAAACUACAUCACACACUAGCCAAUCUGGGUGUUGAGAAGGCUGCAUACUGAAGUGAACCAGGAGAUGGGGAGCUACACUACUCGUUUCGCUCCUACAUUCUUGCAGUCAUAAUGUCCUGUAUGUAAUUCUGUGUGGACUUGUCAGUUUUUAGAUGGUAUCUAAACAGUUUCCUGUCAGAAAAUACUUCGUUUCGGGUAUGGGUGUUUAUUUAUGAGAGUACUCUAAUAACUACUUUUUGUUGCACUGUCUUACUGAGAAGAGCGCGUGCUUUGAAGGUGCGUUUUAUGCAGGACAUCUUACAAUGAGAGAGUGCAUCGUGUGCGUAUGGGCGUUUAUCCUGCUGCUAAGGUUACCAACAUGUGCAGGGGAAGAGAUCAGAGACGCCUCUGCGAAUGUUGUGAAUCCCUGUUGCUAUUACCCCUGUCAAAACUGGGGUGUGUGUUUAAGGUUUGGCACUGACCGCUAUGAAUGUGACUGCACUCGCACCGGCUUCUAUGGACAGAAUUGCACUACCCCUGAGUUCUGGACAAGGGUCUACCUGAAGCUGAAGCCGAGCCCUGAUGUGGUCCACUACAUCCUUACACACUUCCACUGGCUGUGGAGUCUCAUCAACAGGACCUUCCUACGGGACUGGCUCAUGAGGGUGGUCCUCACAGUCAGAGCAAACCUUAUUCCCAGUCCUCCUACCUUCAACUCAAAGUAUGGAUACCUCAGCUGGGAAUCCUACUCCAAUGUCUCCUAUUACACCCGUAUCCUACCCCCUGUGCCUGAAGGCUGCCCCACCCCUAUGGGUGCCAAAGGAAAAUCUGUCCUCCCAGACCCAAAGCUGGUGGUGGAGAAGUUUCUGCUGAGGAGGAAGUUCAGGCCGGAUCCACAGGGAACCAACCUGAUGUUUGCUUUCUUCGCUCAGCACUUCACCCAUCAGUUCUUCAAGACUCAAAACAGCAUGGGCCUGGGCUUCACCAGGGCGUUGGGGCAUGGGGUGGAUGCCGGCCAUGUCUACGGCGAUAAUCUGGUGCGUCAGCUGAACCUCCGGCUUCUUAAAGACGGAAAGAUGAAAUACCAGGUAAUUAAAGGUGAGGUGUACCCUCCAACGAUAGCCGAGGCGGCAGUGAAUAUGAGCUACCCUCGAGGGGUUCCCGAGGGGCAGCGCAUGGCCAUUGGGCAGGAGGUGUUUGGGCUGCUGCCAGGCCUCACCAUGUACGCCACCCUGUGGCUGAGAGAACACAACCGCGUCUGUGACAUCCUGAAGGCCGAGCACCCCACCUGGGGGGAUGAGCAGCUCUUCCAGACCACCAGGCUCAUCGUCAUAGGUGAGACUAUCCGGAUAGUGAUCGAGGACUACGUGCAGCACCUGAGCGGCUACCUGUUGGAUCUGAAGUUUGAUCCGGUCCUGCUCUUCAAGUCCACGUUUCAGUACAGGAACCGCAUCGCUGUGGAGUUCAACCAACUGUACCACUGGCACCCCCUGAUGCCAGACAGCUUCCACAUAGACGGAGACGUGGUGCCCUACUCCCAGUUCAUCUUCAACACCUCCAUCGUCACACACUACGGGGUGGAGAAACUGGUGGACGCUUUCUCACGCCAGUGUGCUGGACAGAUAGGAGGUGGGAAGAACAUCCACCCAGUGGUGACCAAGGUGGCCGAGGGUGUUAUUGAAGAGUCCAGGGCUCUGCGUCUCCAACCCUUCAACGAGUACAGGAAGAGGUUCAACCUGAGGCCCUACACAUCUUUCUCUGACUUCACUGGUGAGGAGGAGAUGGCCAGGGAGCUGGAGGAGCUCUAUGGUGACAUCGAUGCGCUGGAGUUCUACCCCGCCCUCAUGCUGGAGAAGACACGCCCCAACGCCAUAUUUGGCGAGAGCAUGGUGGAGAUGGGGGCUCCGUUCUCCCUGAAAGGCCUUCUGGGUAACCCGAUCUGUUCCCCUGAGUACUGGAAGCCCAGCACGUUUGGAGGCCAGACAGGCUUUGAUAUAGUCAACUCAGCCUCGCUGGAGAGACUGGUGUGUCUGAACACUAAGUGGUGUCCGUACGUAGCCUUCAGUGUGCCUCCAGCUGGGCAGGAACCGCCGCCAAGGAAACCGUCCACUGAACUGUAAUCCAUGGUUACGUUAGUGUUGUUGUAUGGUAUUACUGUAAUGCCCUUGCCCACCUUUGAUGCCUGUACUGUAUAUUAUGUUUACAAUGCAAGGACUGCAUUUAUGAAUCAUCACCAAGUUCCCUAUGUACGUUGUACUUUGUGAACAUGAAAAGUAGCCUGAAUUAAAAACUCAUAAAAUAGUGAAAUAGUUUGUAAUAAGGUUUAUUUGAUAUUAAUUUAGGUCUACAUUACAGUACAUCCAUAAUGAUCUAGCUAUGGUCAUUGAUUUAACAGUAUUUUUGCAAAAAGGUAGAAAUGAAAAUCACAUUGGAAACUGUAUAACAGAAUAUUGUCAAAUGAAGUACAGCAUUAUUAUUGUUGGCCAUUCUUGAGUAAAUAAAAAAUCUAUUUGAUACA
This is a messenger RNA of Oncorhynchus mykiss (rainbow trout), 3159 nucleotides long. RefSeq names its product prostaglandin-endoperoxide synthase 1 (gene ptgs1). Lineage: Eukaryota; Metazoa; Chordata; Actinopteri; Salmoniformes; Salmonidae. Gene Ontology annotation, molecular function: prostaglandin-endoperoxide synthase activity; heme binding; peroxidase activity. The record is from RefSeq and is a predicted model, not a curated record. Gene Ontology annotation, biological process: response to oxidative stress; cyclooxygenase pathway. Gene Ontology annotation, cellular component: neuron projection; cytoplasm.